This is a messenger RNA of Chaetura pelagica (chimney swift), 975 nucleotides long. It is a transcript of the gene TRH, whose product is annotated as thyrotropin-releasing hormone. The transcript is spliced from 3 exons. The record is from RefSeq and is a predicted model, not a curated record. Lineage: Eukaryota; Metazoa; Chordata; Aves; Apodiformes; Apodidae. Gene Ontology annotation, biological process: hormone-mediated signaling pathway. Gene Ontology annotation, cellular component: extracellular region. Gene Ontology annotation, molecular function: thyrotropin-releasing hormone activity.
AUGAUUCUUACAGAAAAUAGGAAGGACCCUCAUAAGAGACUUCAAUCUCUAUAGAAGUGCCAUAUUUCUUUUUCAGUGUCUGGAAAUAUUGCCAUUAUUGCUAGGUUUGUUUGCUCCAUCCUCCUUCCCUGUUGCUCUCUCUCUCUCUCUCUUUCUCUCUCUCUCUCUCAUUGAAGCUGCAGGAACCCCUGUCCCACAAUGUCACCUCUCCAGCUGCCACUGCUACUCCUCUGCCUGACCUUGUGUGGUGUUUGCCUCAAUGGUGGGCAGCCCCUCCCAGAGAGAAGUGAGAACAUGGGAAGAGGUCCCCUGGAUGACAUCCUGCAGACAUCUGAAAGCCUCCUUCUUCAGUCUGUCCUCAAGAAAUCUGAAAAGGAAGAAGAGAUUAAUAAGGAAUCAAAUCUGCCAGAAUGGUUUUCCAAAAGACAACACCCUGGAAAAAAGUACCUAAGUGACCUGGAGAAGAGACAGCAUCCUGGAAAAAAAGAUUUUGAGGAAGACAAAUCUUACGGAGACAUUCAGAAGAGGCAGCACCCAGGAAAAAGAGAGAUAGAGGAUGACCUUAGCAGCUAUCUGGAGCUGAGAAAGCAACAGCAUCCUGGCAGAAGGUCACAGCCAGAUCAGAACACUGACAUCCCUAGUGCACAGCUAACCUACUUGAACGAGUUAUCCAAACGGCAGCAUCCAGGCAGAAGGUCCCUGACCUACAAGCACCAGCGUACCCGCCAGAGAGGCUGGAAUGCUGAGGUAGGCCUAAGAGACCCAUACCAUGAGAAACGUCAGCACCCUGGAAAAAGGCACUGGAAUUCUGACAGCCCAGAUGAUGCAAGGCCCUGUGACUUUCAGGAUUCCUCCACCUGUAACCAAGGCAGCUUGCUGCUUGAUUUUGUAGCAAAUGUUAGCAAAGACAGGGUAGAAGAGAAACGUCAGCACCCAGGAAAGAGAUCAGCAUGGGAGAGCGAAACAGAGGAAUGA